This is a messenger RNA of Xenopus laevis (African clawed frog), 3849 nucleotides long. RefSeq names its product caveolae associated protein 2 S homeolog (gene cavin2.S). Gene Ontology annotation, cellular component: caveola; cytoplasm. NCBI's taxonomy places the organism in Eukaryota, Metazoa, Chordata, Amphibia, Anura, Pipidae. Gene Ontology annotation, molecular function: protein kinase C binding. The record is from RefSeq and is marked provisional.
CUGAUGUAUGUGAAGAAUAAACUGAAACAGAACUGACUGCACAUACAGACAAAGUAGCGGUUUAGAAUCGCAUUAGAGAAGCAGAAAGGGAUAUUUAACAUGGAGGAGGACGGUACUAUAGAAGUUAUGAAAAAUAACGACGAAUUUCAGAAGAGGAGCCAGGAACUGGUUGUACCCAGCCACAGCCCUGCAGGGUCGCCAUGCUCAAGCCCGACCCCCCAUCCGCCCGUGGAAGACAAAGAUCGCAGCGGCCAGGUCAACGCGAUCACAGUCCUCACUCUGCUCGAUAAACUGGUUCACAUGUUGGAUUGUGUGAAGGAGAACCAGCACAAGAUGGAGAAGAAACAGAUCCACAUGGAGAACUCCGUGAAAGGCAUCCAAAACGACAUCACGAAACUGUCCAAAGGUCACACCAACACCAGCAACACGGUCAGCAAACUGCUGGAAAAGUCGCGCACAGUCAGCGCCAACGUGAGGCAUGUGAAGGAUCGCGUGGACAAGCAGACCGGUCAAGUGAAGAGGAUAGAGGACAACCACACCCAGCUCCUGAGGAGAAACAACUUCAGAGUGCUCUUGUUUCAGGAAGAUAAUGAAAUACCUGCAGAUGUAUUUAUGAAGGAACCCAACCCUGUGCCUACCAUAACAGAUGGCCUAGAAGAGUCUGCUGACCCUAACAAGUCUCUGGAAGACAACAUGCAAACAAUUAACCUGUCCUCGGAUGAUGAUUUUAAUCUUGAAGAUGCACAUGACAGCACUGAAGAGAAAUUGGAGCACACAAGAGCAGAAAAAAUUAAAAGAUCAAGCCUCAAAAAGGUUGACAGCCUAAAGAAAGCAUUUUCCCGCCAAAACAUUGAAAAAAAGAUGAACAAAAUCAGCACUAAAAUUGUGUCACCAGAAAGGAGGGAAAAAAUUAAGAAGUCCUUCACUCCACUGCAAAGCAAAUCUUCGAAAAGCUCAUCUCUUAAGGGUGUAGAGAAAACACAGGAUGAAAACACUCAUGAGGAAAAUGAUGGACAAACUGAAAAACAAGCCGUGGAAAAUCUAAGUUUAGAGGUUAACGACGCAAAUUUGCUUACUGAAGAUGUACCUGAAACACUAGAAGAAACAAAAGCAGUGAUUGAUUUAACAGAAAGAGAGACCGGAACAGAAGCAUCUGAGAUAGCCCACAACAUGAAGCCCUUGGUUAUUGAUGAGGAUGAGGAUGAAAAGGAGCAAUUUGAAAAUGAAAAUCCGUUUAGUGCUGAUUACAAACCAACGUCAGAGGAAAAAUAUGAGGAAAGAAAUCGAUCACCUGCUCUUGAAAUAGACCAAAGUACAUGAAAACCUUACUCUUGUGUCUAAAAAGAAAAUGAUGGAGCAUAGUAUUACUUUAUCUGUUUGAUUGUUAGUAAUGACUACUACACGGGGGAUGGGAGAAGUAUUACUACAUAUAAGUAUUAUUUUUAAGAGCUGUCAUUUUUAAUAAAUGAUCACCUGUAUUACUCACUUAAGAGGGAUACUGUCACAGGGGAACAUGCAAGACGAUUCUCUUUUAAAACAUAAAAAACUUGUAAUCCAUUUUUUUUUUACAUUCCCAGGACCCAUCAGCCUUGUAAAAUGUGCUCUUAAAGUAGAAGGAAAGGCUAUAAUAACUAAGCUUUAUCAGAAAGGUCUAUAUAAAUACACUAGUAAACCCUCAAAGUAAUGCUUUUCUGAGUCAUCUGUCAAAAGAAACACAUUUCUUUCCUUUUGUGUACACAUGGGCUUUUGUAUCAGACUUCCUGAUUUCAGCAUAAACCUCAAGGGCUAGGGCUUGAGCAUGCUCAGUUUGCUCCUGUCUCCCUCCCUUUCCCCCUCCCUCCUCCCCUGCUUGCUAAUAAUCUGAGCCCAGAGCUAUGAGUAAGCAGGGAGAGACUCAGGCAGGAAGAAAUCUCACAUCAAGCUAAUAUGGCAGCUGCUAUCCUAAACAAACAGAGAGAGCUUCUAGAGCUGUUUAUUCAGGUUUUGUAAAGCAUUCGGCAGAAUAAAUAUAGUGUUAUAGCUUGCACUGUUGUGGCUAAUCUAUUGGCAAUAAACUGUUUUGGUAGCUUUCCUUCUUCUUUAAAAGCUUCAGUCUCUGCUUACUGCUGAAUGCAAUUUGGAUUGAUAUAAAACAUGUUUCUCCCUUGAAGCUUUUAACAUGCAAACAGAGACAAGUCAGCCUGUAAACAGAACAUUGUGCAGGUAAUUAGAUAAUAGCUCUCCCUGACCCUGACGCCUCUUUUGGAGGUUUGGAGCUCAUUGCAGAGCUACUACCACUGCUCUGCUUCAAGCUCAAAGCACAUGUAAAUGGACAAAUGUCCUGUAUUUUAGCAAGUGAGGAAACAGCCAGGGCCGGAUUUACAUAGCAGGGGCCCCUAGGCCUAUUGCUGUUUGUGGCCCCUAGGCCCACUACUGUUUGUGGCCCCUGUCCACUUCCCUUUAUUCAUGCAAAUUUUCCUCAUGGGACUGAAGCAAUGGGGAUUGGAGCAAAGGAAAUUGUAUAAAUUAUUGUAUCACCAGCACAUCCCAGUGUUUUUGAAACAAUGUGGGUGUGGUUGAGCAGCAUUUCACUCCCUAAAAUCCUGCCGCCCUAAGCCCGGGCCUUGGUGGCCUUUCCACACAAAUCCGGGUCUGGAAAAAACUAAAACUGUCUUGACUGCUUCCUAUUCAUUUUAAGGGUAAUGGCAGAUGGGGUGCUCUGUUGCCCAAAGGUGAUUGUGAUCUCUGCGGGUGACAAAACUCAAGAAAAUACUUUUGAAUUCUGCCAUGGGGAGCAAUUAACGUAUUUUUGGUUGCUGGAAAAUAGUCCUGUCCUGGCAGAGGGCUUUUUUACCGCUCCAUGUUGCUUAUAAUAUAAUAUUAUCAGGGGUGAAAAUUAGGCAUUUAAGCUGCCAUUGUCUGCUGGCAGAGAAUAUCUCUGGUGUGCCACAGCCCUAAUAGAAACUGCUUAACUCUGCUAGUAAAGGUGCUUAUUAAAAUUACAGUUCAAAUUAACAUCAACAGGAAGCAGCAUGUGUGGCUUCAGGCAUUUUACUGCUGUUGGAAAAAUUACCCCAAUAGUCAUUAGCUUUUAACUCUCUGAAUCCAUUUCUGGUCAUAUUCUAUCUAUAUCUAUAAACACACUUGUAAGUGGCACAAAGACUUCAAGAACAAUAUAACAACAUCUUAUAUAAUAUAUAUAUUUACAUUAUACAGUAAAGGGCAACAGAUCCCGAUACCUCAAAUACUCCAUCUUACAGAGUAGUUUGCAGCACCUAUAAGUCAAUAUUAGCUAAGAAGUUGUCUGCACUGCUAAAAAUGCUACCUUGUACCACCUAGUGGUAUGUGACAGUAGCACCCAUAAGCAGAAAUAGGUGGCAGUUGGGUGGCAUAAGACCUGGAGAUAAGAACUGAAUAGCCAAGGCAAGCUCCAAGAAGGCUACCCACCCCAUUAUUAAAAGUAAAAAAAAAUGUAGAUUGUAGAAUGAAUACUUCACACAGUAUUAUACAGUAAUAUAGACGACACCAUAAAAACAAUGACAGUAUCCCUUUUAAACUGAAAACUGUAGUUGCCUUAUUUAGUUCUAACUUCUAUAUAUUUGACUAACAAUAAGUAACUUGUUUAUACAUUUAGACUUUUGUCAAGAAACUUAAGAUGACUUUGCUAAACCAAGAUUUAUUAUUACCUUUAUUAUAAAGAAAAAAUCUUAACAGUUUCAUUGCUACCACAAUACUUUUAUAUUUAUAUAAAUGCAAAUAUAUAUUCUACACUGUUAGCCAAAAAGUGAUUGGGUAAAAAAUAUAUGAAAUAAUAUAUAUGAUCUUGAAAUUGGAAGCUUUCAGAAAUAAAAUUUUUAUGCUACUAUUAAA